CUGCCUCAAGCAAGAAGAUUAGGGGAGCAAGGCUAGAGGAAACACAGAGUCUAUCUGGAAGCCUUUCCUCAGACAUUGUCGGUGAAAACCAUUCACCAGGCAAGGAGAAACACAAUGUCCACCAUGACGGAGUUGAGGCUCACCAGAGGGGAGAGUAAGCAUUCUCAAGAUAUGCAAGUGGACAAGAAGCUCCCCGGGAAAGUUCUAGGCUUAUGUUCCACUCGCUAUGGGUUGGCCCUCAUUGUACAUUUCUGCAACUUGUCACUGGUAGCACAGAAUAUUAUCAUGUACAUCACCAUGGUAGCCAUGGUCAACAGCACAGACCAUCAAUCCCUGCUUAAUAGCUCCACCGAGUGGCUGCCUGUUGAUUCUCUUGGAGGCGGAAAUAAAACCCCAAAGAGUCUUCCUGCAGGGGUUCCUUUGUAUGACUGGAGCCCCAAAAUUCAAGGCAUCAUCUUCAGCUCUAUCAGCUAUGGCAUGAUACUGACACUGGCUCUCAGUGGAUACCUGGCUGGAAGAAUAGGAACAAAGCGAGUGUUUGGUUGUGCUUUGCUUGCAUCUUCGGUUCUUGCUCUUCUCACCCCUUUGGCUGCUGACUUUGGAAUAGCUUCCCUCAUUGUAACUCGAAUAGUCCAUGGUCUAAGCCAGGGCAUAGGAUCUGGGGGUCAGUUUGCACUUUGGGAAAAAUGGGGUCCUCCACAUGAACGAAGCAGACUCUGCAGCAUUGCUUUAUCAGGAAUGAUUCUGGGAAGCUUCACUGCCACCCUCCUGGGUGGCUUCAUUAGUCAAGCCCUGGGGUGGCCUUUUACCUUCUAUAUCUUUGGAGGCAUUGGCUGUGUCUUUUGCUUUUUCUGGUUUGUUCUGGUUUAUGAUGACCCCGUCUCUCACCCAUGGAUAAGCACUUCAGAAAAAGAAUACAUCAUGUCCUCCUUGGACCAGCAGGUCAGCUCUUCUAAGCAGUCUCUUCCCAUCAAGGCUAUACUCAAAUCCCUACCCUGUUGGUCCCUCUGUUUUUGCUGUUUCAGCCAUCAGUGGUUACUUAACAUACUGAUUGUAUACACACCAACUUACAUCGGUUCUGUGUAUAAUGUUAACAUCAGAGAUAAUGGGGUCCUAUCAGCUUUCCCUUUUAUUGGUUCCUGGAUCACUGGUAUCCUGGGAGGCUAUCUGGCAGAUUUCCUUCUGACCAAGAAUUUUAGGCUCAUCACUGUGAGGAAAAUUGCCACAGUUUUAGGAAAUCUCCCUGCUUCAGCCUUCAUUAUGGCCCUGCCCUACGUUAAUUCCAACUAUAUCACAACAAUUACCUUUCUGACAAUCUCGUGUGGACUAAGCCAAUUAUGCCAAGCAGGGGUCUACAUCAAUGCCUUAGAUAUUGCUCCAAGGUAUUCCAGUUUCCUCGCAGGAGUCUCAAGAGAAUUUUCACAAAUAGCAGCUAUCCUGGUCCCCAUUAUCACUGGAUUUCUUCUCAGUCAGGACCCUGAGUUUGGAUGGAAGUAUACCUUUUUCCUGAUGUUUGCCAUUAACCUAUUAGGACUGAUCUUCUACAUCAUAUUUGGAGAAGCAGAUAUCCAAGACUGGGCUAAAGAAAGGAAACUCACAUAUUUAUGAAGUUAUUCUACUGUGGAUGGAAAAGUCAUUAGAUACUUUAUUUCAUAAAUGAGAAAACUCCAGUGAUGAAAAUUCCAACGGAAAGAAUUUUGUUUGUUAUAGCUCUUUUCAAAUAUGAGAUAAGUUCUUUCUUUUAUUCAGACUUCUUUUGAGGAAAUUUUGGAUGAAUAAAAAUUUAAAUAAAUAAUAAACCAGAACAAAGUUGUCAUCUUCAUAGAAUUAUCAAUGAGUUAAGAGGAGCUGCAGCGUGGGAGCCUAUAUGUUAGAUUCUGUUUAUGGAUGCAAGAAACAUUUUAAAACUUCUAAACCAGGAUGGCAACCUUACUAGGGCCAUGAUUUUUCCAGUUUGGGAAAAUAAUAUUAACUUAAUUUCAUUGGAUUCGGUGUUGUCCACAUGGGGCUACCUGUAUGUGCUCCAUCCAUUUCCAUCCUGCUUAGGUUCCAAGAGGCUGACCUACAUGGAUUGCAUCCCAUAAUUCCUAGUCCACUGGCUUCUACUAGAUUUUUCAGUGGCUGAUCUUUCCAUUACAGUUCCCAGCUCCUGGAAGGCAGCCCUCCCCACCUGCUCUGGUAGCUUCUCUCUUGCCCUGUCCCUUCAAGCUUUUUGUCCCUUUGUUUUGCCAGCUCUGUGGUGCUAUAGAAUUCAUUGUGGUUUCCCUACCACCUGCACAAUUCUGUCAAAAUUGUCUCUUUUAACACUGUAUCCAAAUUACCCUGUGUAAGUCUAUCAUCUUUCCUCUUUUAGGAUUCAAUUAAUUCAGUGGUUUAUUCAAAUACAAAGCUCAAAACAUGAAAGGAAGUAUAUUUUUAUAAAAUGAUCAUUUGUGGAUGUCAGAGGGUUCAGGACAAUGUUCUGAGUUGACCCCUAUGCUAAAUUCUACUACGAAGUAGGGAUUAAAACCACCAAAUCAUUUUAUAUACAGGCAGUGUGAUAGACAAUUAUGAUAAGUGAAAAAUCAGGGCAAGGAUAUAGAGAACCAAGCCUGAAUAAACUCAGCAAUUACUGAGAUCUUGUCAGAGUUUGGAGUCUGGGCUCCUGGGACACUGGAGUAAAUGAGACACAGUCACUAUUUUCUAUUUUAACGUGGAGGACAGACACAAUAAAAGGCAGCAGUAUACUUCCCUAUGUACAAUAGAAGAGAAAUAAUCAGGUCAUUAUGGGAGACCACAAGGGCGGGGUUCCAAUCUCAAGCCAAAGGGCACAGGGCAUCUCCUUCAGCAAGUAAUUCCUGAGCUAAACAUUUAACAGGGAGUGCUGCAGUAAGUUUCCCAUACUAGAGCCCAACUUGUGCAAAAGCAUGAAAACAAGAAAUAGGAUGGAUUCUGAAGGGAAUCACCCACAUACAUAAUUGGGAAGGAUAGAAGAUGAGUUUAGGAAAGUGCGUAGGCCAGAAUAUAGAGGUCUUGUUUUGUCAUGUCAGGGAAAUUGAAGUGUAUCUUAUAAUCAAUAAGGUAGCAAUCAAAGCAAUAUUAAUAUGGGCAGAUUUUCUUGUUAAAUAAAGACACUUUGGCCUAAUUCGAGAAUCAGGAAGAUGAGUUAAAUGACUUUCUGUAAAGUCCACAUGACAGUGGUGAAGACUGAACUAUGGCAAGGAGAGCUGAGAUGAAGAAAAGAAACAUGACAAAUAUUUAUAAGGUAGAAUUGGAAAAUAUUGGUAUUUUAUUAGAUGGAUGCAAGAAAAGAGAGAAGGAAACAGAGUUCUGGGUCUCUAACCUGAAGAACUGGAUAGAAAGUGUUUUAAACAACUAAGCCAGAGACUGCAGGAAGAUGAGCCCUUUUCAGGGGGAGAUAACAAUUUGACUUUAGAACAUGUUGAGCUAGCGAUGAUAUUGGUAUAAUCAAAUGAGCGUAGGCCUUAGUUUCUUGAAGCUGUCCUAACACAGUGCCACAAACUGGGUGGUUUAAAUAGCAGUAAUUUAUUGUCCUACAGUUCUAAAAGUCUGAAAUUAAGGAGCUGGCAUGGUUGGUUCCUUCUAUGAGCUGUGAGGAAGAAUCUUCUCUGCCUCUCUUUUAGCUUCUGGCAGCUAAAAGGCAUUCCUUGACUUGUAAAUGGACUUCUCCCUCAGCCUUCACCUAUCUUCUUUUUGUAUGCAUCUGUCUGUGUCCAAAUUUCCCAUAUUUAUAAGAACAUCAAUCAUAUUGGAUUGACAUCUACUCUAAUAACCUUUUUUUUUUAGAGACAGAAUCUCACUUUG
Molecule: messenger RNA, 3804 nt
Organism: Otolemur garnettii (small-eared galago)
Lineage: Eukaryota; Metazoa; Chordata; Mammalia; Primates; Galagidae
Gene: SLC17A3
Product: solute carrier family 17 member 3
Exons: 13
Coding region: 115-1608 (497 amino acids)
Biological process (GO): urate transport; transmembrane transport; monoatomic anion transport
Molecular function (GO): toxin transmembrane transporter activity; urate transmembrane transporter activity; voltage-gated monoatomic anion channel activity
Source: RefSeq, a predicted model, not a curated record